This is a messenger RNA of Acomys russatus (golden spiny mouse), 2063 nucleotides long. It is a transcript of the gene Micu2, whose product is annotated as mitochondrial calcium uptake 2. Gene Ontology annotation, molecular function: calcium ion binding. Gene Ontology annotation, biological process: mitochondrial calcium ion homeostasis; calcium import into the mitochondrion. Gene Ontology annotation, cellular component: uniplex complex. The record is from RefSeq and is a predicted model, not a curated record. The coding region runs from base 1 to 1296 and encodes 431 amino acids. NCBI's taxonomy places the organism in Eukaryota, Metazoa, Chordata, Mammalia, Rodentia, Muridae. The transcript is spliced from 12 exons.
AUGGCGGCGGCCGCGGGGAGAAGCGCUCGGCUGGCGGCCUGGGGCGGAAGGCUAUGGCGCGGGCUCGCGGCCCGCCGACGAGCGGGGCCGGGUGGCGGCCCUCUGGCAGCGGCUGUGGCCGGCGUGGCCCUGGCAGGAGCCGGAGCGGCAUGGCAUCACGGCCGCGUGAAGGCGGCUGCGCGCGAGGGCAGCGUUACGGUGUUAACGCAGAAAAAUGACUUGGAACCAGUAGAGAAACUUUCUCUUCGUAAACAGCGGUUCAUGCAGUUUUCAUCAUUGGAACAUGAGGGAGAAUAUUACAUGACACCCCGAGACUUCCUCUUCUCAGUAAUGUUUGAGCGAAUGGAGCGUAAAACACUAAUCAAGAAGCUGGCAAGAAAGGAUAUCGAGGACAUACUGGCAGGAAUCCCAAAAGCACGUUGUGGAUCAACUUUUUUUAGAGACCUGGGUGACAAAGGGGUGAUUUCAUACACUGAGUAUCUUUUCUUGCUUACGAUCCUCACGAAACCUCACUCUGGGUUCCAUGUUGCUUUUAAAAUGCUGGAUGCAGAUGGUAAUGAGAUGAUUGAGAGAAAGGAGUUCGUGAAGCUGCAGAAGAUCAUAAGUAAGCAAGAUGGCUUCAAGACAGUGAAGACUAAUGAGACAGAAUACCAGGAACCAACCAUGAAAGAGCCUGGAAUUAACACAACCCUUCAAGUGCGUUUCUUUGGGAAAAAAGGAGAAAAAAAACUUCACUAUAAAGAAUUUCGAAGAUUUAUGGAAAAUUUACAAACAGAAGUUCAGGAAAUGGAAUUCCUUCAGUUUUCUAAAGGUCUGAAUUUCAUGAGAAAAGAAGACUUUGCAGAAUGGCUGCUUUUCUUCACUAACACCGAAAACAAGGACAUUUACUGGAAGAAUGUGAGAGAAAAGUUGUCGGUAGGAGAGAGCAUUAGUUUGGAUGAGUUCAAGUCAUUUUGCCAUUUUACAACGCAUUUGGAAGACUUUGCUAUCGCCAUGCAAAUGUUUAGUUUAGCUCAUCGCCCCGUGAGACUAGCGGAGUUUAAGAGAGCUGUGAAAGUAGCCACUGGACAGGAGCUCUCAAACAACAUUUUAGACACUGUCUUCAAGAUCUUUGACCUGGAUGGUGACGAAUGCCUCAGCCAUGGGGAGUUUCUUGGAGUAAUGAGAAACAGGAUGCAUCGAGGGCUAUGGGUGUCACAGCAGCAGAGUGUGCAAGAAUACUGGAAAUGCGUGAAGAAGGAAAGCAUCAAGGGAGUAAAGGAAGCCUGGAAACAAGCUGGAAAGGGCCCUUUCUAAGGAGAAGAUAUGUAGCAACUACAUUGCUCGGAGUGCCAGAAUUUGGGAUAUUUUCCCAAGAAUUAGCUGGCUUUCUAUAAGUCUCUAUUGAGUUGCUUUGAAAUGUAAAGAUGCCAUGAAUUCAUUGUCUGAUUUGGGGAAUUGGGGGGUGGGGUGCAGAUAAAGUGUGUGCCACAGUGGAAAGUCAGAGUCCACACUGUGGGGGCCAGUUCUGUCCUCCUCCCAUGGGCGUCCCAGAGAUUGACCUCAGGUCAUAAGCUUUAGCGGCAAGUGCCUUUACCUGAUAAGCUCUCUCACCAGCUCUGACGCAGCCAUUUCUUGGCAAGUCUUCGUUACAGAAAGCAUUGCAUUAUGAAAGCACACACUGCAUUGUCAGAAGCCUGGGUAUAAAGUGAUGCUUUAGGGAGCUGGAGGCUGAGGUCAUUGUUAAGUGCUCAGACAUGAGAAUGUGACAUGCUUUCUAGAGGGCUGUGGUGCUCCUAGGGAGUGAAUGCAGUUAAGCACUUGCUCCAGUGUGUCUGCUGUGUCCUGUCCUCUGUGACUGUCUCCUGGCAGUAUGCUCCCCAGCUUGAAAAACAGCAUGUCUUGUCUGGAAGCAGGAUAAAGUAUUUACAUUGAUACAAAAAAAAAAACAUGCUUUCUUUUUAAAUUGUUUCAUGUUUUUGAAAUAUAAAUACAGUGUCCUCUGUAUUUGGUGGCUCAGCCUGCAUAAGACACCACACUUUCCUAACAGGCUGAAUACUGAGUUCCAUCACACACAGGCACAC